GUCCUGCAAAACUUCCCGAGCCAAGUUGAAGUACAGAAUUACGAGCGAAGAGACUGCAACAGCAAGUGUCAAGCUAUCUGAAAAGAGUGUGAAGUGUAUUAUAUACGUUUAUCGUUUACGUGAAUUAUAAGUAACAGCAUUGAAUUUUGAAGUUACAUCGAAAAUCAACGACUUACACCGUUUUAUCUAAGGACUUAACGCACGGAAAUUUACAAAUUUUUACAAGACAACAAUGACGGGUUCGAAAGAAUUGAAACGACCCAUGCUAACCAUGAAAAGCAAUAAAAUAAACAAUUUUAACGAGAAUCUACCGAAUGAUGCAACAACCGAUGCUCUUAAGGAAGAGAUUCAGAAGAGUAGCGACUUGACGACUGACUAUGAAUCUACUGAUGAUUCCGAUAAAUCGACUUCUGCUUCAUUGAACAACUUCACGGACCAGCACAAGGAAUUCAUAACAAAGUGUAAAGAGGAACUCGUCAAUAGCUCUUUGCCAGUGGAUUUCGAUCAGUGGACACUUCAAGAGCAAUAUGACCAUCUCAUAAACAAUAUUAACAAAUAUUUCCCAAACAUACCCGAAUCUCUAAGAUUCGUUUUGCCAGCGAUCUUUAAAGAUGGGGAUUGCGGCCGACCGGCGAACGAAAGGCCAGAUUGGUUAGAUAUGGACAAAUUUUAUCGUGGACAACAAUUCGCCCUACGUUAUUUGACCGGCGUCGCCCUAAGCGGCCUGAUGAGUCUACUAAUGAUAUUCAACUUUGCUGACGGACUGAAGCCGCUAAUCCUCAGCCAGAAAUCCAAUACGCCGUAUCGCGCUUUCAAACGUUACUUGUCAACAAAUAGACGUUUCAUGAACUGGUACAUAAGCGAUCCUUGGCGCGAAGGAACGCAGGCCUAUCGCGAUAUCCAGAUGGUACGAAAACUGCAUCGUAACAUGAGAGAGAAAUUGUGCAAGAUAAGCGACGAUCAGAUCGAUCGGGAGAGCGAAAUUACUCAACUAAUGUGCCCGGCGUUUAAAACAAUCGCGAGGGACUUUGAAGAAACGUGUCCGACAGGGAAGAGCUGGCAAUGUCCGUAUACGAUGUUGAGGAUGAAGGGUCUGAAUCAAGGUGACAUGGCAGGCACGCAGUUCGCCCUCAUGGGCCUGAUAGUGCUCUAUCCUGAACAAUUCGGAGUGCACAACGCCAGCGAAGAAGACCUCGAAGCGUUCUGUCAUCUUUGGCGCGGACUGGGCUACUUGCUGGGCAUCGAGGAUCAGUACAACUUCUGUCGUGGCAGUCUGCAGGACGUACGCCGACGUGCCGAAGACUUCAUCGAGUAUUGGGUAAAGCCAAAUUUUCCCACAGUGACGGCAAAAUGGGAGCACAUGUCCAUCUGCGUCUUCGAGGGAAUCGGCUUCAUUGCUCUCUUCAAAAGUUAUAAAGCUUUUUUGCUUUAUUUGUGCAACGUACUCAAGCUCGACAUGCCUGGCCUGUAUAAAUCUCUUAGUUGGUCGGAGACAAUAAUGUACUGGGCGUUGAAAUGUCUAUUCUUCUUGCUAAAAUUUCCUGAUGUUUCUCGCAUUAUGAACGCGAUAUUUCAUAAGGAUCUGAAUCGAGCGACAGAGUUCGGAACUGAGAAACUUGCCACACUUGAAAAGAAAUCAUCCAAGAUCAUCCAGGAAUUUGUCGUUGCGCUUUAAAUCGUUUAAUUGAAGAUUUAAAUUUGCACAAGAUUCUAUGACUUAUUAAGUUUUCAUGUCUUUCUAUCAUAUAGAUAUUGUGAUCGAACGAAUCGUAUUUUUUUAUUAGAAGAGAUAUCUCAGUACUGUUAAAUUUAAAGUUAUGCGUUUCUUACUUAUUUAUUACGACGAUAAUAUCAACGACUAUAAUAUUUAGAUUU
Messenger RNA from Nylanderia fulva, 1875 nucleotides. RefSeq lists its product as uncharacterized. The record is from RefSeq and is a predicted model, not a curated record. Lineage: Eukaryota; Metazoa; Arthropoda; Insecta; Hymenoptera; Formicidae. Gene Ontology annotation, molecular function: oxidoreductase activity.